AUGUCAGCUUUACCUUCAAUUGCCAGACAAAAAGAACUUUUAUCCAAUUAUGAAAGUAUAGCUAAGGUUGUUUCUGAAACAGCUAAGAAAUAUGUUCAACAUAAAGUUAACUUAGUUGCAGUAUCAAAAUUGAAACCAUCAAGUGAUAUUAUGGGAUUAUAUAAUGAAGGAGUAAGACAUUUUGGUGAAAAUUACGUUCAAGAAUUAGUUACCAAAUCCCAAGAAUUACCUAAAGACAUAAAAUGGCAUUUCAUUGGUACUUUACAAACUGAUAAAUGUAAAAUCUUAGCUAAACAGAUUUCUAAUUUAUAUGCUGUGGAGACAAUUGAUUCAUUGAAAAAAUGUAAGAAAUUGAAUUCAUUACGUAAGGAGAUCGAUGGAGAUGUUAUUAACGUUUACUUACAAAUCAACACAUCCGAUGAACCUCAAAAAUCAGGUUAUUCAAUUGUCGAAAGUGAAAGAUCAUUGAUCUACGAAUCAGUUGAAUUCUUGUUAAGUGAAGAAUGCUCACAUUUAAAUUUCCAGGGUUUAAUGACUAUAGGAUCUAUUGGAGAGAGUUUCAAAGAUGAGAAUGAAGAUUUCACCAGAUUAGUUAAUUUGAAGAAUGAGUUGAAUGAAAAAUAUAGUCUUGACUUACAAACCAGUAUGGGUAUGUCCAAUGAUUUCGAAGACGCUAUCAAAAAGGGAAGUUCAAGUGUAAGAGUUGGUAGUUCAAUUUUUGGUUCAAGACCACCAAAAAAUUGA
Molecule: messenger RNA, 744 nt
Organism: Yamadazyma jaroonii
Lineage: Eukaryota; Fungi; Ascomycota; Pichiomycetes; Serinales; Debaryomycetaceae
Source: the annotation of a GenBank genome assembly